Molecule: messenger RNA, 2692 nt
Organism: Oryza brachyantha (malo sina)
Lineage: Eukaryota; Viridiplantae; Streptophyta; Magnoliopsida; Poales; Poaceae
Product: cellulose synthase-like protein H2
Exons: 8
Coding region: 93-2426 (777 amino acids)
Biological process (GO): plant-type primary cell wall biogenesis; cellulose biosynthetic process
Cellular component (GO): trans-Golgi network; plasma membrane
Molecular function (GO): cellulose synthase (UDP-forming) activity; mannan synthase activity
Source: RefSeq, a predicted model, not a curated record
UCGGGCCGGGUUGCGUUGCGUUUGCGCGCGCGGGCGGUUGUCGUCGUCGUGACUCGAUCGGUCGCGCGCGGCUUCGUGUUCGCGAUCCGGCAAUGGCGGCCUGUAGCACCAGAGGAGGAGGCGGCGGCGGCGGGAAGAAGACGAGGAGGAUGCCGCAGGAGAGGGUGGCCCUCGGCCUCGGGCGGCGCGCGGCGUGGAGGGUGGCCGGCGUCGCCGUCCUCCUCCUCCUCCUCGCCCUCCUAGCCCGCCGCGCCGGCGGCGGCGGCGGUGGAGCCGUGUGGCGCGUGGCGUUCGUCUGCGAGGCGUGGUUCACGGUGCUGUGCCUGCUCAACCUGAACGCCAAGUGGAGCCCCGUCCGCUUCGUCACCUACCCGGACAACCUCGACGACAGAAUGGAUGAGCUCCCGGCAGUGGACAUGCUUGUGACGACGGCGGACCCGGUGCUGGAGCCGCCGCUGGUCACCGUGAACACGGUGCUCUCGCUGCUCGCCCUCGACUACCCGGCCGCCGGCGAGAGGCUGGCGUGCUACGUCUCCGACGACGGGUGCUCGCCGGCGACGUGCUACGCGCUGCGGGAAGCCGCCAGCUUCGCCACGGCGUGGGUGCCCUUCUGCCGCCGGUACGGCGUCGCCGUCAGGGCCCCCUUCCUCUACUUCUCCUCCACGCCGCCGGAGCUCGGACCGCUCGAUCACAAGUUCUUGGAAGACUGGACGCUCAUGAAGGAUGAAUACGAGAAGUUAGCCCGCCGCAUCAAGGAGACGGACGAGCGCUCCCUCCUGCUGCAGCACGGCGGCGGCGAGUUCGCCGAGUUCUUGAACGUCGAGAGGACGAACCACCCUACCAUCAUCAAGGUUCUUUGGGAUAACAGCAAGAGCAGGAUAGGAGAAGGGUUCCCGCAUCUCGUAUACGUCUCGAGGGAGAAGAGGCCCAUGCACCGCCAUCACUACAAGGCGGGCGCCAUGAAUGUCCUUAUGAGGGUAUCAGCGGUGAUGACCAACGCGCCGAUCGUGCUGAACACGGACUGCGACAUGUUCGCGAACAACCCCAAGGCGUUGCUCCACGCCAUGUGCCUGUUGCUGGGGUUCCACGACGAGAUCAACAGCGGGUUCGUCCAGGUGCCUCAGCGAUUCUACGACGCCCUCAAGGAUGAUCCCUUCGGAAACCACCUGGAGUGUUUCUUCAAGAGACUUGUCCGAGGGAUUCAAGGACUUCAGGGCCCUUUUUAUGCUGGAACAGGCUGCUUUCACCGUAGGAAAGCCAUUUACGGCGUGCCGCCAAACUGCAACAAUUCUUCAGGUUCAUCGUGUCACAAGGAGGUUCAGACCAAGUUUGGAAAUUCAGAGGAGCUGAAAGAAUCAACGAAACCCAUAAUCUCUGGGGACCUGUCGUCUACCAAGCCAAUGGCAGAUGUAUCAGGCCGUGUUGAUGCGGCAAAGGAAGUCUCAGCUUGCAACUAUGAGGUUGGAACAUGCUGGGGUCAGGAGGUCGGUUGGGUCUAUGGAUCGCUAACAGAAGACAUACUGACCGGGCAGCGGAUCCACACCAAGGGUUGGAGAUCCACGCUGAUGGAAACCGAGCCACCGGCGUUCAUGGGAUCGGCGCCGGUAGGAGGGCCGGCCAGCCUGACCCAGUUCAAGAGAUGGGCGACAGGUCUGUUUGAGAUCAUCGUCAGCCGGAACAACCCAGUAUUCUCAGCCAUGUUCGAGCGCCUCCAACUCCGGCAAUGCCUCGGCUACCUGAUCGUCUAUGGGUGGCCCGUCAGGGCGCCUUUCGAGCUGUGCUACGGAUUGUUGGGACCUUACUGCUUACUAACAAACCAAUCCUUCUUGCCAAAGGCAUCAGAAGAUGGUUUCAGCAUCCCGUUUGCCCUCUUCUUGUCCUACAACGCAUACAGCUUCAUGGAGUACAAGGCGUGUGGGCUCUCCGCCCGUGCCUGGUGGAACAACCACAGGAUGCAACGCAUCGUCUCCGUCUCCGCCUGGCUGCUAGCGGUUCUCACCGUGCUCCUCAAGACCCUGGGCCUCUCCGAGACCGUCUUCGAGGUCACCAGCAAGGAGGACAAGGCCGGCACGCCGAGUAAUGGCGACGACGGCGGCGGCAUCGACGGCGCUACCCGCCCCGGGAGGUUCACCUUCGACUCGUCGCCGGUGUUCAUCCCCGUGACGGCGCUGGCGAUGCUAAACGUCGUCGCGAUCGGUGUCGGAGCAUGGAGGGUGGCUUUCCGGGGAGCGGAUGAUCCGGCCGUGCCCGUGCCCGGUGGUGCGCCGGGCGUCGGUGAGUUCGUGUGCUGUGGAUGGCUGGUGCUGUGCUUCUCCCCGUUUGUGAGAGGGCUAGUGGGCAAGGGAAGCCAUGGCAUCCCUUGGAGUGUCCAGCUGAAGGCCAGCUUGGUUGUGUCUAUGUUUCUUGUCUUCUGCAGAAGAAAUUAAAUUUUGAUGCACACAAGCACAGACAGGCAGCUAGCUUGAUCUAAGCACAGCUCAGAGGUAUAGGAAUUGAUGGACCAUGUAUCGAUCAUGCUAUGAAGCAACAGUUCUGCCUAUUAUUGUAAGCAACAUGUCUGUAACUGCAACGACGAAGGAAACGGGUUUCACUUUCACCUCCCCGGUGGUGUACUUGUUUUGUCCAAAAACUUUAACUGAAUUCUGCAAAAUUCAGACGAACUAAAUUCAAAGCAGAGACUGGUUUAAUUCCU